UGGUGGAGGUGGUGGUAGUAGUGGUGGAGGUGGUAGUUGUGGUAGUUGGUGGUUGUUGUGGUUGUUGUUGGUUGGAGCCGUGGGCACCAGGGAGGAUCGGUGACCCGAAACGUCGUCUCGGGCGCCACUGACGAGUGCCGGGGAAUCUCCAGCAACGUCGAGCAUCAUCAGCAUCAUCAUCAGCAGCAUCAUCAGCAGCAUCAUCAUCAUCAGCAGCGAUGACGCUGGGUCUGGGUGAGGAGGAUUCGCUACCCGACAGGGUUGGAGCCUCGGAAUUCUACCAAAAGUACAACCCCAAGGAAAUCCUGGGCAGGGGCGUGAGCAGCGUGGUGAGGCGCUGUGUGAGCAAGGCGACCGGCGGGGAGUUUGCGGUGAAGAUCAUCGACCUGGCGGCCGAGCUGCUGGACGCUGAGCAGGUGGAGGAGAUCCGCAGCUCCACCCACACCGAGGUGGACAUCCUGAGAUGCGUGGCCGGACACCCUCACAUCAUUCAGCUCAUCGACUGCUUCGAGUCGUCCACAGUCAUCUUCCUCGUCUUUGACCUGAUGGUGAAGGGAGAGCUGUUUGACUACCUUACUGAGAAGGUGUCACUGAGUGAGAAAGAGACGCGCCGCACGAUGCGCGCGGUGCUGGAGGUGGUCCACUACCUGCAUGAUGAGGUGGGAGUCGUCCACCGUGACCUGAAACCCGAGAACAUCCUCCUGGACUCCCGCGGAGACAUCAAGCUGUCAGACUUUGGCUUCGCUUGCCGCUUGCCCGCACCAGGGCAGCCUCAGCUACGUGAGCUGUACGGGACUCCGGGAUACUUGGCGCCUGAGAUGUUACAGUGUUCAAUGGAUCCCACUCACCCUGGAUACGGGAAGGAGGUUGACAUGUGGGCGUGUUGGCGUCAUCACGUUCACACUGCUGGCUGGCUCCCCACCCUUCUGGCAUCGCAAGCAGCUGCUGAUGCUGGCGACUCAUCAUGGAGGGGCGCUACCAGCUCAACUCGCCAGCCUGGGACGACAAAUCCUCCUGCGUCAAAGACCUGAUAUGCAGGUUGCUGUGUGUAGACCCACUGCAGCGACUCACCGCAGCACAAGCGUUGGCUCACCCCUUCUUCCAGAGCUACACGCGGGAGCUCAAGCAAGGGCUCUCCCCGCUAACGCAGGUUCAGGG
Messenger RNA from Petromyzon marinus (sea lamprey), 1158 nucleotides. The record is from RefSeq and is a predicted model, not a curated record. Lineage: Eukaryota; Metazoa; Chordata; Hyperoartia; Petromyzontiformes; Petromyzontidae.